Molecule: messenger RNA, 723 nt
Organism: Amorphotheca resinae ATCC 22711
Lineage: Eukaryota; Fungi; Ascomycota; Leotiomycetes; Helotiales; Amorphothecaceae
Exons: 4
Coding region: 1-723 (240 amino acids)
Source: RefSeq, a predicted model, not a curated record
AUGUCUACUAUCCACGAACCAACGGCAGAAGAGGCGGUAGCUCUCUUCGAAGCCAUCGAGAAGAAAUUCCCUCACAAGACACUCGGGGAGGACAAAUGGUACAUUGUGGCUCUAUCAGCGCUCGUUGGAGUCGAACCACUGCAUGUCGGAACACUGUACACCUAUCUCAUCAAUAAACCCGAAUUUGCGACAUCCGAGUCCCGACAAGCACUUGUACGCCGUCUACGCGAAGCUCUGGUGAAGAACAUAUCAAUUCAAGGCGUGUGCAAACCUAUUGAGGCGGUCAUUGCUAUUGGAAAAGUCGAGCGACCGGAAGAUCGGGACCUUUCUUGCUCGAGGGAAGGAUGGCAGGCUGGGCCAGAAAACCGUGCCAGAGGAGAAGCCUGGCUGAACACGAUAUACCAAAAAAAUCUGUCAACCACCGUCGACCACUUUGCAGCACAUAAAGACUUCGAUUGGAUCAGCAGGGAGAUCACAUAUGGGCUGUACCUGUCAGAUCACCGCAUCCUUGAACCCCUUGCGACGGAAUUGCUUGUUUUAUCAGGGAUAAUGAUACAAAACCUGCCGUCGGAAACUGCCUGGCACUUACGUGGUACUAGGAGGGUAGGUGUUAGUGCGGAGGACGUAGAGUUGGUACAGCAAUGCGUUGAGUUGGUUGCUAAAUUUGCUGGGAUCAGGUUGCAUAAGGUCCCAAGAGUAGCUGAUAUUGAAAAUGAGGUAUAA